AUGCAGCACCAUUCCCCUCCAGUGCAGCACCACUCCCCCUCCAGUGCAGCACCACUCCCCCUCCAGUGCAGCACCACUCCCCUCCACUGCAGCACCACUCCCCCUCCAGUGCAGCACCACUCCCCCUCCAGUGCAGCACCACUCCCCCUCCACUGCAGCACCACUCCCCCUCCACUGCAGCACCACUCCCCCUCCAGUGCAGCACCACUCCCCCUCCACUGCAGCACCACUCCCCCUCCAGUGCAGCACCACUCCCCCUCCAGUGCAGCACCACUCCCCCUCCAAUGCAGCACCACUCCCCCUCCAAUGCAGCACCACUCCCCCUCCAGUGCAGCACCACUCCCCCUCCAAUGCAGCACCACUCCCCCUCCAGUGCAGCACCACUCCCCCUCCACUGCAGCACCACUCCCCCUCCAGUGCAGCACCACUCCCCCUCCAGUGCAGCACCACUGCCCCUCCAGUGCAGCACCACUCCCCCUCCACUGCAGCACCACUGCCCCUCCACUGCAGCACCACUCCCCCUCCAGUGCAGCACCACUCCCCCUCCACUGCAGCACCACUCCCCCUCCAGUGCAGCACCACUCCCCCUCCACUGCAGCACCACUGCCCCUCCACUGCAGCACCACUCCCCCUCCAGUGCAGCACCACUCCCCCUCCAGUGCAGCACCACUCCCCCUCCAAUGCAGCACCACUCCCCCUCCAGUGCAGCACCACUCCCCCUCCACUGCAGCACCACUCCCCCUCCAGUGCAGCACCACUCCCCCUCCAGUGCAGCACCACUCCCCCUCCAGUGCAGCACCACUCCCCCUCCAGUGCAGCACCACUGCCCCUCCACUGCAGCACCACUCCCCCUCCAGUGCAGCACCACUCCCCCUCCACUGCAGCACCACUCCCCCUCCAGUGCAGCACCACUCCCCCUCCAGUGCAGCACCACUCCCCCUCCACUGCAGCACUACUGCCCCUCCAGCAGCAGCACCACUGCCCCUCCAGCAGCAGCACCACUUCACAGCACUUCACAACACCAGCAGCAGCACAUGCGAGGGAGGUAGCAGCGAGGCAGAACAAGGCAGCAAAAGGUAG
Closterium sp. Yama58-4 is the source of this 1080-nucleotide messenger RNA. The record is from the annotation of a GenBank genome assembly. Lineage: Eukaryota; Viridiplantae; Streptophyta; Zygnematophyceae; Desmidiales; Closteriaceae.